Artibeus jamaicensis (Jamaican fruit-eating bat) is the source of this 2854-nucleotide messenger RNA. RefSeq names its product 5-phosphohydroxy-L-lysine phospho-lyase (gene PHYKPL). The transcript has 8 exons. Lineage: Eukaryota; Metazoa; Chordata; Mammalia; Chiroptera; Phyllostomidae. Bases 526 to 1854 code for a protein of 442 amino acids. The record is from RefSeq and is a predicted model, not a curated record. Gene Ontology annotation, molecular function: transaminase activity; pyridoxal phosphate binding. Gene Ontology annotation, cellular component: mitochondrion.
GACGCACGCACGUCCUGCGCGGAGCCCGCGGUUCGCAGCCCAUGGCCCUGGCGACCACGACCCGCUCUAACUCCCCGGGUCGCGGAGUUUCGGCCCCGCGCCGUGUGUCCGGGCGUCCGCUUCCCCUGCUAGCACCAGCAGCGGCCGUCCCCUUGGCCCGCCCUGCGGCUCGGGAGCCAAGCCCUUCCGCAGCCGCCGCCGACCUCUCCGCGGCCUUUACCCCCGAGAAGGCCCUUGCCUGGCACCUGGGAGGGCCUGGCCUGGCCUGGGCGGGACUCCCUCAGGGACGGAAGUGGAGACGCGGGGUGGGGGUGGGGAGCCGUUUCACUGGCAGCUUCAGAGAACCUCCGCCCUGGACCUGCGCCAGGGGCCCUUGGCGGAGCUCGAGGCAGCCUGUGGCUGGAGCUUGGAGUUGCAGCCGGCUGGACAGCCGCGUAACUCGGCUGGCAAGAACACCUGAGGGCCCGCGCCGGCCACCUGCUGGGGUGCCCCCCUCACUCCCAGCCUUGCAGAAAAACACUGCCUAUGGGAGGAGCCCCGAUGGUCUCAGCGGCCACCUUUUCCUCCUUUCCAGUCUCACCUGCGGAGUGGGGGCAUGGAGGCAGGAGGCAGCACGGUGCCCUGCCAGCCUUUGUCCUUUCCAGAAACCGAAAGGGGGGAGCUGUGAUGGGUGGGCUUCUCCCUUUAGGUCUUCAGGCAUGGCUGUCCCCUGUUUUGGCCUGUCCCCACAGCUCUUCCUGCAAACUCUUUUUUCCUGAGGAUCCUAUUAAGAUUGUCCGGGGCCAAGGGCAGUACAUGUAUGAUGAACAGGGGGCGGAGUACAUCGAUUGCAUCAACAAUGUGGCUCACGUCGGACACUGCCACCCUCUCGUGGUCCAAGCCGCGCACGAACAGAACCAAAUGCUCAACACCAACAGCCGGUACCUGCACGACAACAUCGUGGAUUUCGCACAGAGGCUGUCCGAGACCCUGCCAGAGUCGCUCUGUGUGUUCUAUUUCCUGAAUUCUGGGUCGGAGGCCAACGACCUGGCCCUGAGGCUGGCCCGCCAGUACACACGACACUGGGACGUGGUGGUGUUGGAGCAUGCUUACCAUGGCCACCUGAGCUCCCUGAUCGACAUCAGCCCGUACAAAUUCCGGGACCUGGAUGGCCAGAAGGAGUGGGUUCACGUGGCACCUCUCCCAGACACCUACCGGGGCCUCUACCGCGAGGACCACCCCAAUCCAGCUGAGGCCUAUGCCAGAGAGGUGAAACGUGUGGUCAGCAGUGCACAGGCGCAGGGCAGGCAGAUUGCUGCCUUCUUUGCCGAGUCGCUGCCCAGUGUUGGGGGGCAGAUCGUUCCCCCUGCCGGCUACUUCCCGGAAGUGGCGAAGCACAUCCACAGGGCCGGAGGGGUCUUUGUCGCAGACGAGAUUCAAGUGGGCUUUGGCCGCGUAGGCAAGCACUUCUGGGCCUUCCAGCUGCAGGGGGAAGACUUUGUCCCCGACAUUGUCACCAUGGGCAAGUCCAUUGGCAAUGGCCACCCCGUAGCCUGUGUGGCCACAACCCAGGCUGUGGCGAGGGCAUUCGAAGCCACCGGGGUCGAGUACUUCAAUACGCGUGCAGUGCUGCUGUUGGGAAAGCUAAAGUCACCGAUUCUGUCUUCGUCGAGACGGAAUCCACACACUGUAAAGCUGCACAUGCAUCUAGGUCAACAUCUUUGCGAUGCCAGCAGUUACCCUCGACCACCCUCAAAAGAGCAUCUGCCUUAUUUUUCAGACUAUGAGACGUACUUUUCUCCUCCACCUCCGCCCCAACUUGGGAGAAUAGUUGUUAAUGCUGCUGUUGAGUUCUGCUUACAUUUACAUUGGUGAAAUCAUUAUUUGUUAUUAAACUUUACCACAUUUUUUGCUUUCAAAAUUUUUUUCCCCUAUUUUCCUCCUCUAAAACCUAGGUGUGUCCUAUGGUCUGAAAAAUACAGUGAUCAGUCCCAUAACCCAAUCCCCACCUUGCUUUCUACCACCUUCAUGUAGUACAAAUCACCACCAAAACCCAACCACCACCUUCCUUCCUUAUGUUUCUUCCUUUUAAUUUCAAAUGCAUGGAAGAAACUGCAGUGCUUACCUGGCAGGGGAGACAGAAUGUUGCAAAGGCAGUUUUCCCAGGCAAGGCUCCUGCUGGACUCUGGAUGACUGAUCCCUGCCAUUUCCCCAGAUGUGGGGAACGCAGUGCAUUCAUGUGGGGGGGGGACUGCAUUUGUGCUCCCUGGGAAAACUGUAAAACUCAUUCUCUGGGGUACUGAAGAUGUUGCUUCCUGUCCAUUGUCAUCAGUUUUGGCUCAGAUAAAGUCUUAUAAAAAUUCUCUGAGUUUGGACAUUUCCUUAUGUUGACACUGUGUGUUUCAGUUUUUGCUGAAAACUGGACAUUUUAAAUAAUGUGGCAACUUUGGAAAUCAUUUGCCCUCCUCAUGGUUUGUUGCUUUUUCUUUGCUUAGUGCCUUUUUUGAAGGAACUCUUGUCAUUUUUGUGUGUUUUGUCAUGCACAGGCACUGGAGUCUCUGCUUGGUUAGCUUAGUGACCAUGUAACGGUUGGGCAGACAUCUUAAAUGCCUGGGACCAAGUCUCUCAGCCUUGGACAAGAGUUGGUGUGUGGGGGCACGUGGUAUGGUAUGCUUCAACACUCAGCCAAGCAUUUUGCAAGUGUUAGCGUUUACUCCUCCUCCUUCAGAGCCUCAAGGUAGCCAGUGGUGAGUUUAGAGCUUUCUAGGUCUUCCCUGAACGUGAACUUAGCUUUGAGCAUAAUCCUUACAUAUAUCCACAGCCUUUUAGAUUUCCAGGACUAUGUCCAAGUGUUUGUUCAUUUUCUUUCUGUUGU